This is a messenger RNA of Phaeoacremonium minimum UCRPA7, 1314 nucleotides long. RefSeq lists its product as hypothetical. The transcript has a single exon. Lineage: Eukaryota; Fungi; Ascomycota; Sordariomycetes; Togniniales; Togniniaceae. The coding region runs from base 1 to 1314 and encodes 437 amino acids. The record is from RefSeq and is a predicted model, not a curated record.
AUGCCUUCCUCCAAGGGAUACACUCAGCGUCCCCAGGGAUUCUCCACCAACAGACUACACUCCAACAGAUAUGAGCUUCACCUGACUAAUUUCUUGGUCGACUCUCCUAUGCUCGUCCCCAAAAAGAGAGCCUGGCCUGGCAGCAGCCGAGCGCGCGAGGAAGCUCGCGCCUCUUCCUCCGUCUUAUCCAUCACCAUGCCACGUGAGGAGAAUGUUAGCAGCGACAAGAGCAGCAACGAGCGCGCUCAUGAUGGUUCGGAUGCCGACUCGGAGUCUUCCGAAUCUGAGCAGAAGGUGACCUCGCCCUUGCGGAAGACCAAGGCUAAACACACCGGCAUAAUCAAGGCGACGAAGCACGACAAGUGCCUCAAGGACACCGGACCCUGCCUGAAGAAGAAGCAGGUGGUCUUCGAGGACACUGACACCGGCUUUAUGGCCGACACCAGCGAGCCCGAGCUGCCCCUGAAGAGCUGUCUAAAGGGGAAGGGCAAGAAGGCCGUCAAGUACGCCGAGCAGUCUGAUGUCUCUGAGGAGAAGUCAUCCGCGCCUGAGACUACUGAACCCAGCACCACUGAUGGAGAUUCUACCAAGGCCGUCGUUCUUUCUGACGAGGACAGCAAUGUCGGCCCCGCAACUGACAACGAUAGCAAGCCUAAAGCUACCACAAGUGCUUCUGGAAAUUGGUCGGCUUCCGAAGAUGCCGCCAUCGUCUCCAUGAAGGAGGGCGGCGAGAUCUGGGCAUCGAUUGGGCAGGCUAUCGGUCGCGGCAAAAAGGAGGUCCAGAAACGCUGGAAAGAGCUGUCGACGCAGCAGACGGAAGGCGGCAGUACCACUACUGGUAACAUGACAAGCCUCACUCCUGCUGACACCGAAAACGACGCCGACAACGAGAUGACAGAUGCCGCGACCAAUAAGGGUAAGGGCAAAGGCGGCAAGAAGUCCGCAAAUAUUCCGAAGAAGACAAAGACAUCGCCAAAGAAGGAGACCGCGCUCAUGAUCGUCUCCUCUGACUCGGACAACGAAGUCGGCAGCUCCCCCGACAACGACGUGGAUAGCGAGGCGGAGAUCUACACGCGCAUGUACAGCAACUUGAAUCUGGACGACUCCGCAGCCCUAGAGCCGGACUCGGACUUUAAUGUGCAGGAGUGCAACGUGCUGAAGGUCAUUGAUGUGAAGAACAAGGUGAACCACUGGCUGGAGGUGCAGGCGGAUUUCUUCAACGCUACGGGACGGAUGGUCCCCGUUGGCGUGUUACGCCGCAAGCUGGAGGGAGGCCAGAAGAUGGCUUCUAUUGUGGAGGGAGAUGAGGACUAG